UCAUACUUAAUUGAAUAGGAAAGUGAAACAAGAAUUUCAAGAUUUUUAAGUCAUAUGCUGAAACACAGAAAAUACUAAACAACUUAGCUUCAAUACAUAUUACUUAACAAUGAAGGAUUUGGAUCAGCAAGUAGUAUUGAAAGAUCCUGGUAAGAAUGUUGCCCUGGACACCAAUUAUGAUAUAUUUGAGGAUAAAUUUGAUUUUGAAAGAUUUCCUAAUGGAUCCUCUACAAAGCCGCAUUUCUAUUGCUGUCCCUUAAGUCCAUCGAUUAUAUCUGAUUUAUCCAUUGAUGUCGGCAUAAAAGAUAGAGGCAAUCCCUUCGGAAGAAAACCUUCACUUACUCGAGGACACUCUACACGUUUCACAUCUUUUCGUAUGCCAAGAUGUCGUUGUCAAAUACAGCGAAAACUUUCACAAAAAGUUCCUUUGAUAAGGUGCAGAGGACUUAAUGGCAAGUGGAAACAUUCUACAGGAAAACACAUUCCACAAUCUAAAAAUAUGUUAAAUUAAAACAAUGUUAUGGUGAUUAUAUGGAAUAAAAGAAUAAAA
Messenger RNA from Drosophila willistoni, 550 nucleotides. RefSeq lists its product as uncharacterized. Lineage: Eukaryota; Metazoa; Arthropoda; Insecta; Diptera; Drosophilidae. The coding region runs from base 110 to 511 and encodes 133 amino acids. The record is from RefSeq and is a predicted model, not a curated record. The transcript is spliced from 2 exons.